AUGGCAAAGCACUCUGCGAAGAAGGCUGGAAAGGAAAACAUUAACAAAGGGACUCGACAGACGAAGCACAGCAAGGAGAAGCCUGACUUAGAUGUCUUGAACGACCCUAGGAUUCUCGAAGCAGCACUGGCUGCUCUGGAGCAAAAGUAUGAUGUCGAGAACUGCACUGUGUACAGCGCAAUUCCAGCACGACUCCGACAGCAGGAAGAACAGUUGCGGCAAGAGAAAGCAGCAAACGAAGAAAAAGAUCGUGAUCUGGCCAAGCUCCGGAGCAUGCUACAAAAGCACAAUAGUGAUGACAAAGGCACCGAGAUGGUUGACGUUACUGAGGUGCAGGUGGCCUUGCAGGCAGCCCACGAUAGAAACUCCGCACUAGAGGAAGAAUUAGCGACUUUGAAGUCUCAGUCUGAGCAGCGACAGACAAUACCUCGCCCUCGGGGUAACAAAUGGACCCUGGAGAUUGAGAUGGACCUAUUACCAGGCGAGACACGCUCACGAGCUCAUGCUGUGUUUUUGAUGAUUCAACGUGGUUGCCGCCAGAUGUAUCACCGUGCUCAUAUCAACAAAUCACUAGCCUGGGAUGACGUCCCCACCGGAGAGCGUGCCAAGCUACUAGCAGCGUUAAACGAACAGUUCCCCCUGCUCAAAGACUAUGAGAACGACUGGGCCACCAUUGCAAUUCUCCGUCAAUAUAUGAAAAAUCUACGCAGUCAGGCAUACCGUUCGGGUGAGCUUGAGGUACCUGACCAGUAUCACUAUCUUCGGCUCAACUCCGCCAAACGCGAUCCGUCUGGAUCCCGUACCAAGAGAAUCAAGUCGGUCCUCACUGGCGCCCACCGCUCGAAAUCUUCGAAAUCCAAAAAGAGCGCCAAAAAGACGGUUCGGCAAAAGAGUUCGGCAUACAGCUCAAAGCAGAGGAUUAGCGUGAGUGAGGAGGAUGUAUCCGAGUCGGAGGAACUUGAGGACGAAAUGGAGGUGGACAGAAGCGGGACCACUGAGAACGAGAUGAGCGAUUGA
Messenger RNA from Mycena citricolor, 1017 nucleotides. NCBI's taxonomy places the organism in Eukaryota, Fungi, Basidiomycota, Agaricomycetes, Agaricales, Mycenaceae. The record is from the annotation of a GenBank genome assembly.